UGCCAUGGAGUCCCUCUUCCCCGCCCCAUUCUGGGAGGUCUUCUACAACAGCCACCUGCAGGGUAACCUGUCUCUCCUGAGCCCCAACCACAGCCUGCUGCUCAACACCAGCCACGGCUCCUUCCUGCCUCUAGGACUCAAGAUCUCCAUUGUGGGGCUCUACUUGGCUGUGUGUGUGGGGGGGCUGCUGGGGAACUGCCUCGUCAUGUAUGUCAUCCUCAGACACACCAAGAUGAAGACAGCCACCAACAUUUAUAUCUUUAACUUGGCUCUGGCAGACACGCUGGUCCUGUUGACGCUGCCCUUCCAGGGCACUGACAUCCUCCUGGGCUUCUGGCCAUUUGGGAAUGCUCUGUGCAAGGCGGUCAUUGCAAUUGACUACUACAACAUGUUUACCAGCACCUUCACGCUAACUGCCAUGAGUGUGGACCGCUACGUGGCCAUCUGCCACCCCAUCCGCGCUCUGGAUGUCCGGACGUCCAGCAAAGCUCAGGCCAUCAACGUGGCCAUCUGGGCGCUAGCCUCCAUCAUUGGUGUCCCAGUUGCCAUCAUGGGCUCAGCACAGGUUGAGGAUGAAGAGAUCGAGUGUCUGGUAGAGAUCCCUGCCCCACAGGACUAUUGGGGGCCUCUGUUCGCCAUCUGUGUCUUCCUCUUCUCCUUUGUCAUCCCUGUUCUGAUCAUCUCCAUCUGCUAUACUCUCAUGAUCCGGAGGCUGCGCGGCGUCCGCUUGCUCUCAGGCUCCCGGGAGAAGGACCGAAACCUGCGGCGCAUCACAAGGCUGGUGUUGGUGGUGGUGGCUGUGUUCGUGGGUUGCUGGACACCCGUCCAGGUCUUCGUGCUGGUCCAGGGGCUAGGCGUGCAGCCAGGCAGUGAGGCCGCUGUGGCCCUGCUACGCUUCUGCACAGCACUUGGCUACAUCAACAGCUGCCUCAACCCCAUCCUCUAUGCCUUUCUGGACGAGAACUUCAAGGCCUGUUUCCGCAAGUUCUGUUGCGCAUCUGCCCUGCGCCGGGAGACCCAGGUAUCUGACCGUGUGCGCAGCAUUGCCAAGGAUGCGGGCUUGGCCUGCAAGACCUCAGAGACGGUGCCGAGGCCUGCAUGACUAGGCGUGGACCUGCCCCUGGUGCCUGUCAGCCCGCAGAGUCCAUCCACUCCCAACACAGAGCUCACGCAGGUCACCGCACUCUAGGCUG
This is a messenger RNA of Chrysochloris asiatica (Cape golden mole), 1193 nucleotides long. It is a transcript of the gene OPRL1, whose product is annotated as opiate receptor-like 1. NCBI's taxonomy places the organism in Eukaryota, Metazoa, Chordata, Mammalia, Afrosoricida, Chrysochloridae. The record is from RefSeq and is a predicted model, not a curated record. The transcript is spliced from 3 exons. Gene Ontology annotation, cellular component: membrane; neuron projection. Bases 5 to 1102 code for a protein of 365 amino acids. Gene Ontology annotation, molecular function: neuropeptide binding; nociceptin receptor activity. Gene Ontology annotation, biological process: sensory perception of pain; neuropeptide signaling pathway.